This is a messenger RNA of Dermacentor silvarum, 1110 nucleotides long. RefSeq names its product transmembrane protein KIAA1109. The transcript has 6 exons. The record is from RefSeq and is a predicted model, not a curated record. Gene Ontology annotation, biological process: synaptic vesicle endocytosis. Lineage: Eukaryota; Metazoa; Arthropoda; Arachnida; Ixodida; Ixodidae. The coding region runs from base 16 to 1095 and encodes 359 amino acids.
CUGCUAGCACUACGAAUGCUCUCAUUUACCAACUUGUCCAGCAACUGCUUCAAUCUUGUCUGGUUGCAGCAGGGUAGCCCCAUGCCACCAGUGAUGAAUCCACGACCUGCACCACCUGUCGUGAGGCUAGACCUGCUGUUGGAGGGACUGACGACUGGAGCGGCACUCUUGCCUUCUCUGCGGGCACACUACCACAUGGGGCCCCUGACUGGCACUGGUUGUACGGGUGCCCAGGCUCGCUUUACGGUUCACUUGCCCCAACACUCACUCAGUUUCAACACAAAGGUGCCCCCAGCGUGUGAAGCCAACCUUCCCUCACGUGCCAGUGUGGAGCUGCCACCUGUGCAGGUGGCGGCCGAGUAUCUGCAGGACCCAGGUGGGCCCUCGCAGAGGGAUGCUGAUGGUGUAGUGCUGCGUCGGGGCUCCUACCUCAGCGCCCUCGCCGAGAUUGGCACGUUUGAGCACAGCCUCACCACCGACUUGCUCAACCACCUGGUGCUCGUGCAGAAGGUCUUUAUGAAGGAGGUGAAUGAGGUUGUGCAGAAGAUGUCUGGCACACGGCCACUGCGCCUCUGGGAGGGUGGCGGUGGCAGCAGCAGCAGCAGUGCUUUGGGUGGCGGCCAGCUGCUAUUCUCCCUGCAGCUGCGACUGCGGGGCAUCCGGCUUACUGCGACGACCCCCACAGCUAGUGCUGUGCGCCUUGAGACUGGCACCCUCGACCUGCAGCUCUCCAACAGGGUGCAGAAUGCCUCGCGUGCGGUCACAGCCAUGAAACUGUUUGGGAAAGGCCAGGUGGACCUCAGCCUGGCUCUGGGCCAACUGGUCAAGAACACAUUGUUUGAAGAAGCAGAAUUUCAGCAGUUUGCAUUCUUCAAGACUCGGAUAUGCUUACGCAAUGCUCUUCAAGAUGAAAUGAUCUCCAGCCAGUACGAUGACAAAGAGGCUGUUCUCAUCACAAUGAAUCGGCCCAUGAUUUACUUUCAGCCUAUUGCUCUUGAUAAAGCUGUCCUUGUCUGGCUUAACUACAAGAAUGCUUACGAAUACUGGAAUGAGCAACGGGGAAGCUUAAAUAAAGAGGUGAGCAUGGUAACUUGAGCAGUUUCCAGUAAU